GUCCUGUUGGAUGUGAUACUAAUGUACCGAAGGAGGAAAACAAAGAGCCCCUCUUCAAAGAUAAAUGCAUUUAUGAAACAAAAAUGUAAUAUAUCCCUCGGGAAACCAAAAACAAAUUUGUCUUUGUUUUAUUUUACCUUUCUUUCUGUUCCAAGCCAACAUGUCGCAUCCCCAUUCAUCGUUACAAAUUUACCAGCUUCUGUCCAAUAUUCAUCAAGCCUGUGAUGAGAAUGAACAACAAUUUGAAGCAAUAUUAAUAUCGCUGCAAGGCCCACGAUUUAAACCACUUUCAGUCAUUUACGAACAUUGGGUCAAAACGUUUGAAAAGCUCAUGCCCCAAUUAUUGGACGACUUUCGACAAUUGCUUGCAAGUGCUCAACGAUCACCAGAAUAUGACACAUUGUUGAUGCAUGUAGCUGACCAUUACGCUUUAAUAUACCGUGUCUCUUGUUUUCUCGAAACCGACAUGGAACUCGAGUUAUUUGUACGAUGUCUCUGUCUCGACAGCUCCACACCUGUCAAUAUCCAGGAAGUCAAACAAACUUUACUGCAAUUUUUGGCCGCAUUAUCUCCCGACACUCGGGACUUUGUGCAAGAAAUUCUGGUAGAUGAUCACCAUGGUUACCUGUCAAGAGAAGAUUGCAUGAUGGAGGAAUCACUUGAUCACACAGCAUUUCAAGGUUUUUUAGAUCUCGAUCGAGUUUAUGCCAUUGUCAACGAUCCAAACUUGUUUGAACACUUGAUGGCUAUCAUUCAAGCAAACGCCACACGUAACGUCUCUUGGUCGCAGACCGUUCAGGAAAUUUAUGCUCUGGUAGCUGAGAGAGGUAUCUGGGAACAAUUGUCCCCACUUUUACAGCAAAUGCAUAUGAAGCAAGAAAACGAGGAAUACGACUCAUAUGAAGACUUUGUGAAAAAGAACUUUUUAGACGACGGCGGACAAGAAUAUUUAGACGGUGAAAUUGAGCGAGCACAAGUAGAGCACAUGUUUAGUAACUUAAAAAUGUAGAAAAAAAAAUAUCAUACCAUCCUUUUAUUAUUUUUAUAAAUUAUAUGAAACACUACUUCCAGCAGAUGGACUUGAAGUGGGAUCAGAAACAGUCAUAACAUAACCACUGCUUUCCUUGGUGAAGAAAGUCAAAAUGGGUUGAUCUGUCUUCACACUCAAUUUCCAUGGACUGGCAUAGCUACCAGCUGUCCAAAAGGCUAAGGCAAUAGUUUGAUCUUUAGGAUUAUAUGCACCACGCACUUUAC
This is a messenger RNA of Mucor mucedo, 1254 nucleotides long. RefSeq lists its product as uncharacterized. The record is from RefSeq and is a predicted model, not a curated record. The coding region runs from base 161 to 1009 and encodes 282 amino acids. Lineage: Eukaryota; Fungi; Mucoromycota; Mucoromycetes; Mucorales; Mucoraceae. The transcript has 3 exons.